UUAUUUCUUGCAUAACUUUGCAAUUUUAAAACGAUUUCAUCUACUUGAUAGAAGAAAUUUUUGAAGGUGUAAUCUCAAAUCAAAUACAUAGUGUAUCUCUUUGUUGCUCAAUUCUAAAAUUUUUAAACGACUUCAAAUAUUUGAUCAACAAACUGAAACAGGUUGAAGAUGUAACAAUAUAUGUAUCUAAUUUUUUUACAACUCUGCAAUUUUCAGGUGCCUUAAAAUUUUUUCCUAAAGAAGAAAUUAAUUAAAUAUGCAGCCGCAAGAUUUGUUCAGUGAAGUUGUUUUGCGAGAGACUCUCGUGUAUUCAAAGAGAUGAAGUAGCGAAAUAUUCAAUCAUGCCCACGAAGAACCUGGAGGCGGUAGAAAUUUUGGAAGCCCUCGAAUCGAAGCUCGCAUACGUUCCAGGAGGAAGAGAUCCUGAGGGAAGGCCUUUGAUCGUGGUCAAUGUUCCUUCGGAACUGCAACCGAACACUAAACCAUGGCUCGAAGCUCUUAUCGCCUACUUCUUGUCGACUUUUAGCGAAGAAACCAAAAAAGCUGGUUUGGUUCUAAUCGUCGACGCAAGAAGAGGUGCAUGGCGUGUUGCAAGAUCGUGCAUUCGAUUAUCUAUGGUACUUUUGGGACCAUCUGCAGCUUCGGUCAUCGUGGUGAGACCUGAUGGUUUUUGGGACAAAAGGGUGGACAGUUGUACGAAAUCCCACAAAGAAGGCGAGCCGACGUAUCUCAUUCUGACGAGGCUUCACCUUCAUGUUGAUUUUGCUCAGCUGCCGUACGAGCUGGGUGGUAAUAAACCUUACGAUCAUGCGGAAUGGAUCCAGAAACGUGUGAAAAUAGAAGAUUACUGCAAAGAAGCGACUAAUCUUGUAUCCAGAAUGACUGACUUGCACCAAAGAUUAACAAGUCUAGAUGGGUUUCGAAUGUCCGAGUCAGAUGACGAUUUGGAAUCGUAUUGGGGGAUCAGCACUGAAUUGAUAUCCAUCGCACGACAUGUUCUUCAAUCAGGUAGAAAUCUAGUGAGUUCAAUGAGCAGAGAAACUGCGAAGGACAUUUUGGACACCAUAAGGAGGAUCCACGAGCUCAUCGACUCCAUUGAAUUGAAACAGGUGGAUAUCGAGAACUCAUGGUCUGAAAUGGAGAGGAAUCUGGACACCGCCAGAGUGAUCGGUGACCUUGAAAAGGGUGUGUCCCGGGUCACUGAUUGGAUCCUUGGACCUGCUGAUGCAAUGUUGAAUUCCUGUUGCCAGGUUGGGUUCGAUGUUUCAUCUUCGGAGGAACUGCGGAGGCGACAUGAAGAAUUAGAACUGGAGUGCAGGGAGACCUAUGGACGAUACGCAGAACUGUUACACAAAAUAGAUAGUCUUCCAAGCACUCGAUUAUCCGAAGACUUAAAGUCCCAACGAGACUUCAUGGACUUUGUGUGCAGAAGUUUCGCAAAUAGAUUAGAAAGAAGACGAAACGUGUUAAUCACUUCGCAAAGAUUCUUCAGACUAGUUUCCGAGUACUUUGACAAAACGAGCGAAGUGUUCGACAAAUUAGUGAUGGGUAAUAGGACUCAUGAUUUCUCUCAGGCUGCUGUGAAUCUUAUGAAGCUUGAACAGAGUCAGGCGAUUCUUGAAACCUUGGAACGUGAGUUGGUGAAGGUAGGUGAAAAAUUAUCGGACAUUCUCUCAAUGCCGGUGAAGGAUGCGCUCGGCAGAGAUGUGCAAGUCGACUAUGGUGAAGAUAUAGUGAACGUUAGAGAUAUUCUAGACGCAACAAAUGCGAGGAAGAAUAUUUUUAACGACAGUGUCGAACUGCAGAAACUGUCUCUGAAACAGAUUGCUUUGAUAUACACUUACGAGAGCGAUGCUGAACAGGCGGUUAAAUGGUUGAACGAUUUGUACGAGGUUCUACUGAAAAAUCAUAUGGAGGUUGGAUGCAAUGCGAUUGAGAUUCAGUCGCAGAAAGAGGAGCAUCAAUCUUUUCAGGAAACUGCCAAGGGAACAUACGAUUACGGUUGUCAAUUGGUGAACGGAGCUCGAGUGUUGAGGUUGUCCUGCAGGUUGCCACUGGAAAGUAACGCAAGUCUGUUCUCAAGGUUGCGACAAGCCUGGAAACAGCUUCGUUCCGUUGGUCAGGAACAAUUAACUAGGCUGAGAGUGUGUGCGGUUUUCCAUCGAAGCGUUGAAGAUCAUUGCUCGAAGCUGCGCGAUUUGAUAGAAGCAGUUGGUUUGCUACGCCGAUCUUCGAGAAUAGAGGAUUUGGCUGCCGAAAGCAGAGCCAGAGCGGAAAUCAGAGAUAUAUUGGGUAACAGGGAGAAGCUGCUUCUGGAAGUUGGACGGAUGGUGAGGUUGGGUCGCCUCUUGAGAACCAGAUUGAAGGAACCAUUGUGCCAUCAACGAAUGUCUGAAGCCGAGGAUGCCUCGGGCAAAGGCAGUAACCUGACAGCGGUGGAAUCGAUCUCGGCGAGGUUGGCGGAAGUAACGCGACUCGCCGAGAAACUGGACGCGAGACUUUGCGAGGCUGGAGCCAGGACUCGACCAGUUCCUAUGUCAUCCUCCGCGAUGUCCUCCACUUCUUCACUUUUUUCGAAUCAACCAACGACGACUGUCGUAUCAUCGUCUACUGUACAGAGUCAACCGAUUUCGAGUACGAUAUCAUCGAUUGGUGCUGCGAGUUCGAUGCCGUUGAUCAGCUCGUCGGAGAGUAUGGUGCCGUUUGGAACGAAAGGGGUUUGCACCGUUUUGAAGAGCACGAAACCUGUGGAGAGACCUGUGUCACCGAACGUGGGAGUUGUAAGUGGGAAUGGGGAAAAGGUGGAGAAGAGCGAAGAUCAGAAGAUGGAAGGUGAUGUACAAGAUGUUGGGGAUGAAGCUGAAUAUCCAGAGAAAAAUGAUGUUGAGGAAGCCAUCGAUAAAUCUUGUGACGAGAGUUUGGCAGAAGAUUCAAACAUAGAUGGGUAUGUGACAGCUACUGAAUGUUCCAUAACACCGACAGCUCGUUCCAGAAGUGAGUCAUUUGUGACAUCUCCAGAAUGUGAAGAUCUUGCUGCAGCAACUACUGUAGCGAUUGCAUGUGAAAAUUGCUGGAACAUGGAGGAGCCAAAGAUUACUGCCACAAACGCAGCGGUGUCCACAUGUGUGAUUAAACAAGAGGAAGCUUCCAAGGGUCAGAAAGUAGAAAAACAUAUUGUACCGAUGGAAACUCUCAAACCUGAAGUUUACGAAAUGAAUGGGGAGAAACAGGUUGAGAAACUCGUAGCAUUGGAGAGGAGAAUAGAUGAAGCCAUCGAUAAAUCUUGUGACGAGAGUUUGGCAGAAGAUUCAAACAUAGAUGGGUAUGUGACAGCUACUGAAUGUUCCAUAACACCGACAGCUCGUUCCAGAAGUGAGUCAUUUGUGACAUCUCCAGAAUGUGAAGAUCUUGCUGCAGCAACUACUGUAGCGAUUGCAUGUGAAAAUUGCUGGAACAUGGAGGAGCCAAAGAUUACUGCCACAAACGCAGCGGUGUCCACAUGUGUGAUUAAACAAGAGGAAGCUUCCAAGGGUCAGAAAGUAGAAAAACAUAUUGUACCGAUGGAAACUCUCAAACCUGAAGUUUACGAAAUGAAUGGGGAGAAACAGGUUGAGAAACUCGUAGCAUUGGAGAGGAGAAUAGAUGAAAAUUCUGGAAAAAUUGUGAAGGAAGUAACGGAAACGACGACCCUGCGGGUGUCCCACGACACUCGGUUAGGUAUCGCGUCCUAUAAAGUGAUAUCAAAUACCACUCAAGAUCAUCAUGAAAACGUGGAUGUCAAGGAAAUCAAGGAUAUCGAGCGCAUUAUAUCACCGGACGUUCAUGAGAAAACGAACGGAUUACAUCAUGACAUAGAAACUGGUUCGAAAACAGAGUCGUAUACCCGCAGAGACGAGUUGUCAACGAAAACGGACGAUACAGAACGUUCGAUAAAAUUCACGAAGAUAUGCGAGUUGAGCCAGGAGGAGAAGCCACGCAUGGUCCCCGAUACUUCGAGGGAUAUCACGUUAUUCUUGAAGGAGUACACGCGGCAUCACGAGGAUAGCGGUAUCGAGAUGUCGCCGACCAAGAAGGAAGAAACUCUGGAGGGGCAAGAUUUCCUCGAAAAAGCGAGGAAGGUGAGUUCGAUCGAGGUUUCUUCGAUGAAUGGCCACAGAAAGAACGAAUGCUGUUGCAGCUGCAAGUGCAACCAUGAGGCAUGUUUCGAUCGUUUUUCGAUCGUGCAACAAAAUGUCGAGCUUAAUAGUGCCAAUGAAAAUCGACGUUUGUCGCUGUCUAACGCUAGCUAACUGUGUGAUUUUUAUUCUGUGUUUAUGUAUUCUCUUUUCUGCAUGUUUAGAUUUUUGUAUUAGGAUUAGAAUUAUUUAGAUUAUGGGACCAUCUUAGUUAUGUAGAUUUUUAGAUACAUUUUUAGAUACAUUUUUAGAUA
Molecule: messenger RNA, 4429 nt
Organism: Megachile rotundata (alfalfa leafcutting bee)
Lineage: Eukaryota; Metazoa; Arthropoda; Insecta; Hymenoptera; Megachilidae
Biological process (GO): synapse organization; homophilic cell-cell adhesion
Cellular component (GO): plasma membrane; neuronal cell body; axon
Molecular function (GO): phosphatidylinositol-3-phosphate binding; phosphatidylinositol-3,4-bisphosphate binding; protein binding
Source: RefSeq, a predicted model, not a curated record